AUGACGCUUAAAGAAUUCUUUUAUAAGCUGGUUAAUAAUGAAAUUUCGCCAGAUACAUUAGUUAAUGUGGGUGAUUUUGAGCAAAUAAAAUGUAUUGAUUUAAGUAAAUCAAUUAAUCCACCGAUGAAUACAACACAAACAAGUCCUGAUUGUAAAAUUAUCGAACUCACCAGCAAGUUUGGAAAGAAUGUCCAUUAUCAUCUUCAUAAUGAUGGAGUGCAAUAUAGCAAUUUAGAUAAAUAUGAUAAAUACAAAAACGGGUUUGAUAUCAUUAUGCAAUCUUCUCAAAACAAACAAUUCUACGUACCAAAUUUUUCAUAUUCAUCAAAAUCAAACCGUAAGCAGUUACUACGUCACGAUAUUGUUAAAUUAAUUCAGAAUCAUAAAAUUGGCUGGUCGACACAAGAAUCAGCAAAUAAUGAAGGAAAACAGUUCAUAAUUUCUUUAUCAGAAGCUCUUUGGUACAUAGAUAUGUGUGAUUAUACCAAAUUAAAAGAACGAGGUUAUGAUUUACCUACACUGUUUCAUGAAUUUCUCGGUCGUGCAAACCCCGAAUCAUAUAAAGCUACAAGAAAACAAUUUGAUAUAAACGAGCUAGAUAUUCAUUGUCAAUCACUUAUCCCUUACCUUUCAUCAUCAUGGAUACGAUCCUCUAACUUUAGCUGGUUAUACACUGCACUCAAUGACCUUGUAAUUACGAUUUCCAAUUAUACAAAAUACUUAUGUAAGCAGCGGGAUGUAAUAACUUCAAAUCAUACAAAGGAAACACCUGUUCGAAGUAUAGAAAAAGCUACAUCAGUAAAUAUAUAUAAAAAACAUCUACCAAAAGAACCAAUGCAAUGCUUACAUUUUAUUCAAGGCCUCUCACAGGUGUUUACUUUUAAGAUCAGAGAAUACUGUUAUAGUUCUGGGAAUAAUGCUUACAAUGUUAUAUCAAUUUGGAAAAUUGAUGAAAAUGCUACUCAGUCAAAAAUUGUGCAAGAAAUGACGCGCAUUACAAGAGAGUUACAGAAUGAAGCAUCUCUAUACCAUACACAUAUCAUGCGAGCUAAUUUCAUGUGCACCUGUGAUUUGCUGUUGCCUAUGGUUAAACCAGCUCCAUUACGAACAAUUUAUCGUAUGCUAACAGGAGAUAUGUCGGCUGCUGAAUCUGCAAAUGAAAAAAAGGAACAUAAUGAGGGAAGACCAGAAAAAUAUAAUGCUUUUUGGGAAGCAGCAGCCCGUUUUCUCUCAGGGAAAGCAGCAGAUCUAGUAACCGCAGUUGACGAAUGA
This is a messenger RNA of Scutellospora calospora, 1272 nucleotides long. The record is from the annotation of a GenBank genome assembly. NCBI's taxonomy places the organism in Eukaryota, Fungi, Glomeromycota, Glomeromycetes, Diversisporales, Gigasporaceae.